Messenger RNA from Vigna unguiculata (cowpea), 1066 nucleotides. RefSeq names its product 22.7 kDa class IV heat shock protein-like. The record is from RefSeq and is a predicted model, not a curated record. NCBI's taxonomy places the organism in Eukaryota, Viridiplantae, Streptophyta, Magnoliopsida, Fabales, Fabaceae.
CACAUCCAGAACCCUCUUCUCCUCUUCCAAAUAUGAAACACCAGAACCUUCUUCUUCUCUCUACAUUAUACUACGACACUUCAAUUCCACCAUUGCAUGUUUCAACAACCACGUUAACCCUUCGCCACAUUCUCUCUCCCUAUAUAUACAGAACCACCAUCCACCUUAAUCUUCAACCAGUUUCAAAACAAUCUUCAAAUACAGCCAAAAUCAAACACAGAAUCUGUUUCUCUCGACUCUCCAAUUCAUCAGCGAAAACCCAUUCACACAUUUCAAAGCUCAGAUGAGAAACUUCGCACUAGCACCACUGAUCUUGCUUGUUCUUGCCGGUUUUUCGUGGAAGGCAAAAGGGUCUCUGCAACCAUUCACGGAUCGUCCUGGUGCACUCUGGGCUGACAUAUGGUCUGAUCGCUUCCUUGAUCCAUAUCGCGUGUUGGAGCAAAUCCCAUUUGGGGUUGGCAAAGAUCAGGCAUUGUCACCUGCAAGAGUGGAUUGGAAGGAGACAGCAGAGGGACAUGUUAUCAUGAUGGAUGUUCCAGGGUUGAAGAAAGAUGAGAUAAAGAUAGAAGUGGAAGGGAACAGAGUGGUGAGAGUGAGUGGAGAAAGGAAGAAGGAGGAGGAGAAGGAAGGGGAUCACUGGCACAGAGUGGAGAGAUCUUAUGGCAGAUUCUGGAGACAGUUUAAGGUUCCAGAGAAUGUGGAUUUUGAUUCUCUCAAGGCUAAGUUAGAGAAUGGAGUUCUUACUCUCACCAUGGCCAAGUUGGCACCUGAUAAGAUCAGAGCUUCUAGGGUUGUUAGCAUUGCAGAGGAUGAUGGAGGAAAACAAGAUCUUUGAAUUGCUCAUAAAUGGUGAGAGCUAUGUAUCCUGUCAUGAACUUCUUGUUUGUGUGAUGGUAAAUGAUAAAUGAAAAAGGAAGGGUUUGAAUUUGUGGAUAAUAAGGUUCUACUAAGAUCUUUUGUUGUGAGGAUGUUACUAAGUUAUCAUGUUGCUGUGGUCUUGUUUGAUUUACUUGUUAGAGUUAGAAUUUUAAAGGAUAAUGAAAUUAUAACGAAUAAAUUUUUACAA